This is a messenger RNA of Parnassius apollo (apollo), 273 nucleotides long. NCBI's taxonomy places the organism in Eukaryota, Metazoa, Arthropoda, Insecta, Lepidoptera, Papilionidae. The record is from the annotation of a GenBank genome assembly.
AUGGUAGCUUGGGAUUUGAUGUUGAUGUCGAUUGUUGCAGAUGAAGAAGGUGCACAGGCUAAUGAUAGGGAUAGAAGAAGAUGUUGGGUUGGUAAUGUAUGGAAAGAAAUGGAAUCGAAGGGUGAACUCAAUAAUUUAUUUAAUGACUUAAAAUACGACGUGCAAAAAUUUUAUGACUAUCAUAGAAUGGAUUAUGAGAAAUUUCAAGCACUGUUGAAUAUAUGUCGACCAUGUAUCGAAAAACGAGCGCCGGAGUCCGUGGCGCGUCCAUAG